AUGUGGAUUUUGUCUGUAGAUGACACUUUAAGCCAGGGGACUCGCUUAUAUGAUCAGCUGAAACAGCCUGAAAGUCCUUUAUGCCUUUAUAAAAGUUUAUGUGCUGGAUUUCAUGCUUACGACCUUGUGGUCUUAGAAUGCUUGGCAGAAAUGACUGACUUGAGUUCAAUGGUGGUAGUUGAAUUUUACUGGCUUUUUAUUUCAUUGAGAUUUUCUUCCACAGAAUCAUGGCUAAAAGAUCUUAUUUCCCGAUUGCAGGCCAUCAAGGUCUUAUUUUGGCCCACGUAUUUCGGCCUAUUCAGCAUCGGUAAAAGUAAGACUCUUCGUUUCACUGUUCUUCACUUCUUCCAAGUUCCAACAACUUCGAGUGAUCGCAGACAAUGGUUCGAAUUCAAAGGGAAGCUUGGCGAAGAUGGAGAUCAUCACGAGUUUCUCUACGAUUGCCUAAGCUCUUCUCAAGUUGAAGAAAUUUUCCAAGACAUCAUUCAAAUUUCUAAUCUUCAAUUGAAGAUCACACACAGUUGUAGCGAGCUCCAGCCUCGUCUGGUGCCCUUCCGUAACGAUUCCAAAGCUAUUUCUGUAAUUAGAGCUUUGUCCGAAGCCAAGUCCUAUGCAUCAAAGGACCAGGUUCAGUACAAUAGGCCUUUAUCAUAUUACGUGUUGAGAGACUAUAUGCAAGUAGUAGAAAGAGAGGUUAAGGAAAAUUAUCACUUCUUAGGGUUUUCAGAGCCUAAUCAGUUUCAGCAGCUCUUAACUGACCUGAAACUCUUUCAAGAAGAUACGAUGCGGCUUUGUUGGGCUGGGAAAGAGCUCCUGAGGGAUAAAUUAUUGUCAGAAUAUAGUAUUGCCUGAACCUGUCUUUCACAGAUUGCGCUGAGGCUGCAGUCAACUGACUCACAUUUUGCUAAAUUUAAUGAGACUACCAUGAAGAAUUGAUCGGGGAAAAAUGGAGAAUCAAUUGAUGAAGGCACUCCUAACUGGACAUGCGUCGAAACAAGACUGAGGACAGAAUGUUGCAUCUUUGAAGCAUUGAGAGGUCUGAAGUCUGAAGUCCUUUUAGUUCCUACUUCUGAGGUUGGCAACUAUACAAGUGAAGUACCCACACACCUCAAGUUCCUAUAACAUUUUUAUACUGUGUGAUUGUUAUGUACAAGAAUACAUGUCAAGUAAGAUCCACUAUUUUUCAACCCAAAAAAUUGUUGAGAAAAGAGUAAGGGAACUUGGAUUUUAUGUAUUUCACUAAUGUAUUUUGGAUUUCUGAUUUGGAGCAAAUGUGAUAUAUCAGGGAUUGAGCUUAUCUCCCAAAACCUAAUGUAAUAUUUUUUUGAUAGCUCA
Molecule: messenger RNA, 1335 nt
Organism: Tripterygium wilfordii
Lineage: Eukaryota; Viridiplantae; Streptophyta; Magnoliopsida; Celastrales; Celastraceae
Exons: 7
Coding region: 1-852 (283 amino acids)
Biological process (GO): regulation of cilium movement
Source: RefSeq, a predicted model, not a curated record